This is a messenger RNA of Oreochromis niloticus (Nile tilapia), 4649 nucleotides long. RefSeq names its product polyhomeotic homolog 3 (gene phc3b). Gene Ontology annotation, biological process: negative regulation of DNA-templated transcription. The transcript is spliced from 12 exons. Bases 568 to 3975 code for a protein of 1135 amino acids. Gene Ontology annotation, molecular function: histone binding; zinc ion binding; chromatin binding. Lineage: Eukaryota; Metazoa; Chordata; Actinopteri; Cichliformes; Cichlidae. The record is from RefSeq and is a predicted model, not a curated record. Gene Ontology annotation, cellular component: PRC1 complex; nucleus.
CUUCCAUUGCAUUUCUCCAGCAACGGACUAACCAGGCCCCUCGCAGCCGCUACACGGUGCCCCCGAGCCGGGCGGAUUCCCACCGCAGACCCGGGAGGUGAGACGGUGGUGGCACAGCGGAGGACGACGGACUCCAUAACCACUGCGAAGGCCGGAUCUACGGCGGGGAAAAGCCCAGGAUGUGAUGAAAUCCUAAACAAAGUGCGACACACACACAGACACACACAAGCCCCUGCACAUCAUAAACGGGCCCGUCUUGCACUGCAACUUUGCGUUUUUGGCUCUCGGUGGGCGCAGAAGGCGGAUAAUCAUAGAGGUGAGGUCGGGGAAAUUAUUGUCUGGGGAAGGGUGACGCGCACUUCUCAGCAGCCCCUGCGCUGUCAGACGAGGAAGUGAAGCUUCACACACGCCCAUUUGAGCCUGUCGACCCUGCUGAAAAAGCCCAGAGCCGCUCAUCAGAUAACACAGCAACGGACUUUCCAAACAUGCGCCCACUUUCGGAUGGACGGCAGCGGGAAUAACCUGCAGGACGUCGAGCAUUUCAGCAGCGUGCUUCAGUGUUGAAGGAUGGACAGGGAGCUGGUUCGGCAGAGCCAAUCAGAUCACGGCGAGGCCACCAAUGGAGCGAGCCCUCCGACCGCCACCGAAUCCUCCACCACCCCUACGACCCCCACCCCUCCUCGGCUCACCCCCAACCCCAUGCUCCUGGACUCCCCCACACCCUCGCUGACACCCACCACCUCCUCCCCUCCCCCGCCUCUCACUCCCGCUCCCUCCAUCACCACAAACCAUGGACCAAAGGCGGCAGCAGCAACGGCCGGCGCUCCGUCUCCUCACGUCCUCGUCCCGACUCCCCCUAAACUUACCUCCACCCCUGCCCCCACCCUCCGCACGUACUCCCGCCACAACCAUUCUUCCAAAAUUUCUCCCUCCAUGCAAACCUCCCCUUCCUCCUCCCUUCUUCCUCCCCCUUCGUCCUCCUCCUCUCCUGUUGUAGCGACUGCUCCUUCACCACUCCUCUCAUCCUCUCCAACUUCUUCUGCAACGCACAACAGCACCACCAUGUCUACCAAGAUCUCCACCAGCCUGACCAACGGGAGCACUAGGGUCCUCUCCGCAACCUCAACGCCAAUCACACCGUUUCACACACCAGCCAGUCCACCUGGCAGACAGGUAUCACAGACUCCUGUGGGCACACCUGGUCUUGUGCGAGCCAAUCAGAACCCCUCCCCUGUCAGGCAUCCCAAGGUAUCCCAGCAGACAUUGCUCCUUGGGAAAGGUCUCAAAGGGUCGGGCCAAGACCAAGUGUUGCUUAGAGCUCAGAUGCUGAUUCUUACAUCUGCUAUGCGGCCGCCCCAGCCGUGCUCCUCCUCUUCCUCCUCCUCUUCUUCCACUUCUCCUCCUUCCUCUAACCCCGCCUCGGCUCAGCUCCAGAGUCUCACCUUGAGGCCUCCUCCCCCCGGGACUCUCGCAAUCCCUCCUUCCCUACGCCUCAAGCCCAGCGCCACGGCCCCGCCUCCCCUCACUCGACCUCAAGCCCCCCUCUUCCCAAUUCUCAAGCCGCGACCUCAGUCCAGCACCACGGCAACGGAGUGCCCAACCACGCCCAGCCGCCACCUCGCCGUGCCUCCUCCAAGUAGGUCCCUGAAGGGUGUGAUGAGGCUGGAUGAGCAUGCUCCUCCAUCUCUCUAUUCUCCGGUUCGAGCCGUCCCUCUGAGACCCAGACUUCACUCUCCUAACGGUCACAGAGCGGUAUCACCUCGACAGACCUCUGCCCUCCAACCAAUCGCUGCUGCUCCCUCCAGCCAGGCGUCUCCCAUCAGCAGGCCGCUGGCUGGACUGAAGAGCUGUCCGUUAAGUCACAGCCCGGUAUCUGUCUCCAACGCUCUGUCAGCUGCGCCGCAUUUUGAGCGCUCGUUGUCUGCAGCGAAGCAGCUUCAGAUCAUCGCCCUCUCUUCGGGUCGCCAGCCACAGCCGGGAACGUACACGCAUGCUUCGGUGCAGCCGCCGUCUCCAGCUGCAGAGUCGCCUGAGGUUUCCGCCCAAUCAAAGAGGACUUUGAGCACCGAAGACGUCCUUCCUCCUCCUUUAAACCCCUCGUUGCCAAAAACCACCUCUCCUCUGCCCUCACCUCCAUCCCUUCUGAGUCCAGCCUCUCCGCAGAGUCAAGCUGAGCCCCAGCCGCAAAAUCUGACCCAGAAGGUGGAGGUAAAGGAGGCUGAGGAGCAGAGAAAGAGAGCUACGGCUGUGAGACAGGAAGUCAAAGAUGAGGAAAGCGUCGCUAAAGACCUGAGGGUGGAGAAAGAUGACCAAAGAGAGAAAGUGAAGGAGGAGGAGCCCAGUGAGGAGCAAAUCAGUCAGGAGGUGCAGGAAGUUAGCCCAGAGGAAGAUCAAAUGGAAGUGACAGAGGAAGGCCAAAGUGACAGAGAGAGGAGAGAGGAAGGCAAGGACAAGAAGAUGGAGGAGGAAGAGGAAGGAGAGACUCCAAUGGACCAGUCUGAGAACCAGACUGCACAGCUUCCCCAUCAGUACCACAACACAGACCCUAUCCCGACACCUGAUUCUGUUAAAGACUCCACUGUGGACUUGAAACCCAUCACGGGUCUCAUUUCAAGUCCAGUUCCAGUCCAAACUCCAGCACCAGUCCCGGUACCAGAGCCGGCUCCAGUCCCUGAAGCCUCUGCCCAGAGUCAGAGACUGCCGGAGCCUCUGAAAGACCUUCAACCCGUUAGCCAGGAGGACUUCUGUGAGAACAUGUCAACCCAGUCCGACAAUCAGUCAGCGUUGUCCAGCCUCUCCUCCCAGUCUCCCCCCUCCUCACCCAUCAUCACCCCUUCGGCAGAAAACCCUCCUCCUCUCCUCCCGGCACAGACCGCCCUCCCGACUGACCUCAGCCUAUCACAGCAUGAGCCAGUGAAGGUGGACAAAGCAGACGGUGAGCCGCAGCCCCCCACGGAAACUGAGGCAGAGCCUCUUGGCCAAUUGGAGGACGAGUCAGAGAGCUUCAGCCAAUCACUGAGCAGCCCCUGGGAGCCAAGGACGUGGCCUGAGGGACGGCAGGUUCUCACCCACCUGGUGGAGGGAUUUGUCAUCCAGGAGGGGCUCCAACCGUUUCCUGUGAACCGCUCAUCCCUGCUGGUUCCAGAGCAGGUGCCCAAACCGCAGGAAGUGAAUGGGACCAAUGGGAAAGCGGCGCUGCCUGUAACGGAAACGAUCAAACAAACUGAACACUCCACAGAUUCAGAAGAAGAGGAGGGAGGAGACACGGACGAUACUGGGAGCAGGUCGGGCCACAGAGACCGAACGGUGCUGCACUGCCAGUUCUGUGGGAAGAGGGGCCACGCACACAACUUCAUGCGCUCCAAACGCUUCUGCUCCACUUCCUGUGCACGCGGGUUUAACGUUCGUCUGACGAAGCGUCUGCGGGCUCUCAGCGCAGGAAGCCGGUCGGAGAAGCCUCGUCCUGCCCUCAACCGGGCGGAGUCAGUCCCUGGGAAACCCCUCCUGCUGCGGCUGCCUCGUGAUCUGUGGAGCGCCGGUCAGCGUGAGAAAGAUGGAAAAGAAAAAGCAGCGGCGGCAGAAGAAGACGAAGAUGAAGACGAUAUGGUGGGAGGUGGAGGCAGGGAGGAGGAAGACGAUGACGGAGGAGAGGAAGACCCCGCUGUCGCCAUGACGGCUAGGAUGGAGCGUCGGGCGGCACGGAGAGCGAGGAGGGCGUCGGCGCCGGCCGUGACCACUUCCACGCCUACCACCACGUUUAAGCCAGCCCCCUCGCAGUGGAGCGUGGAGGAAGUCACCGCCUUCAUCCACACGCUGCCAGGCUGCAGUGACGUAGCGGAGGCUUUCCGGGUGCAGGAGAUCGACGGCCAGGCUCUGCUGCUGCUCACCGAGGACCAUCUGAUGACCAGCAUGAACAUAAAACUGGGACCUGCUCUGAAGAUCUGCGCUCACAUCAAUGCACUGAAAAACCAAUGAGAGACAAAGACAAAGAGAAACAAAUUGAGAAAAAGAGAAAGCGUGGGUUUAAAAUGGAAGAGGGAAAAAAGGCAAUAAAGACGCGAGGAAAAGAGAGAAAUCGGCGGAAGUCAGAAGCUGACACCAAGGAUGACAGAACAAAGUCACAAAAGGAGAUUUGUGGGAAUUUAUAAUUUAUGAGAUUAUAAAUCUAGGCGUGGCCUUAGCAGAUGGGAACUGGAUAGGAGUGCAGGAGCAUGACGACACCAGAGUCCAUGAGAAAUUUCACCAGUUUUGGGCCCUCCGACUGUAGCAGGAGACCAGGGGGGGUUUUGUAACUUUGUGUAUAUUUUACAUGCCGCUGGAGAGUGUACAUUUGAAGCUAUUUGAUGAAGGAUUUUGAACAUUUAAUAUAUAAAAUUUGUCUAUUUAGUUUUUUUAGAACGUGACGUCAACAACAAAUCUAUCCAGUAGCUAAACAUAACCCGUGUGUGUAAAAGGAAAAAAAACAAUAAUGCGUAGACUUUGUAAGUGAUUAAUGAAAGUUUAAUGUUUUAUAUCACUAUAUUCUGGACAAAGACAUGUCUGUGUAUUAAAAAAAGUCACUAUCAGGGUAGAGGCUGGUGUCUUUAAUCGUCACAUUUUUAUGGUAUCCUGCUUGAAAUUAUUUAAUAAAUGAAUAAUUAAUCAUCAAA